Messenger RNA from Lotus japonicus, 585 nucleotides. RefSeq lists its product as uncharacterized. Lineage: Eukaryota; Viridiplantae; Streptophyta; Magnoliopsida; Fabales; Fabaceae. The transcript has 3 exons. The record is from RefSeq and is a predicted model, not a curated record. The coding region runs from base 1 to 585 and encodes 194 amino acids.
AUGUAUGUCCCUUUACAUUUUUUCGUUUUUAUCCUUGGAAAAUUUAAUAAUAAUUCGAGAGGAAAGGUUUCUCCCUCUAAUGGAAAUGCAGAUGAAGCAAGGUCAUCUAAUGUGGCUUUAUGUGAACUUGGAGCAUUAACCAGUGAUUCUGAUGAUGCCGAAUCAGCUCAUGGGGAUUCAAAUGAGGAUUAUGUGGAUUAUACACAAGAAGUGAUUCCUGAAAUUCCAACAAACAUUCUUGCUUUGCUUCAAAUAGCUGAAAAUAUAGAAUUCCUAAAUGAUGUUAAGUGCUCUGGUAUUCCCAAACACAUAAUUGUUUUGAAAGCUGGUGUUCCUAUCAUGCUGAUUCAGAACAUUGAUCAGUCUGCUGGAAUGUGUAAUGGAACUAGAUUGAUAGUGACUGCUUUGACACCUUAUAUCAUUGUUGCAACAACUCUUUUCGGUUCUAAAACAGGUAAACCGGUUUAUAUUCCUAGACUUAGCUUAACUCCUUUUGACACUGACCUUCCUUUCAAAUUCUCAAGGAGACAGUUCCCUAUUACUGUUUGUUUUGCUAUGACUAUAAAUAAGAGCCAAUGCCAAUAG